CCAAUGGCAACCGGGUAUUUGUUUGACAACUCAGCCCUUCUUGAUUACAGCGUUCUGUUGUGCCGUAGUCAGGAAGACUUCUUCAAGAAAAUCGGACGGAUAUCUUAGCCAUCCGCGGUUUUAAGGACCAGAUUUCUGCAUUUAGAGUAAGGUUGAACUUCUAAGAUGGCCACAGCAUACUAUGGACGCCCUCCACCACCUGAGGAAAGCAUUUAUAAUCUUAUUCCAAGGGAAGAGAUCAAACCAUCCAAGCCGGCUAGGUUCGUGGAAGGAAAACCUGGGAUUAUCAAAAAUGCAGGUUACACGUCCAAGUUCAAUGAUACUGUGAAGACGGAACUUAAGAAAGACAAGGCUCCUGCCAAGACGAUGGGCCCGGCCAAGGUGGACGUCAGCCCGCCCAAGGAGUUCCUCAAGAAACACCAGAAGGAACCUCAGCUGCCAGCAAAGAAAGCGUUCCACUACCCAGAUGAGGACAAGCGUCGCCCAGCCGUGCCCAGGAAGGAGGAGAAACCUCUGAUGGGUCUGCAGACCAACAAGAACUUCAUCACCACCAACGCCGUGGAAAACAUCAUGUCUGUCCCGAAGAAACCCGUCGCUAAGUACGCUGACACGCCCAAGGGAGCAACCUUCGACCUGGACCCAUCCGGGCUCAACCCCAAAUAUGUGCACAAAAAGGACUACGGGAAGACUCCUGAAUACCUGAACAGAAGGAAGGAAGAAGUACAGAGAGCUCAGGAGGAAUAUGACGCUUACGUGAGGGAACAUUUCAGACGGGGGGCCAUGAAGUCUCUGUCAGAGGCUGAGAGACAAAUGAUGCUGGAUGGUUUGAAGAACAACUGGGAGCUCCUCCACCAUCAGUACCAGGGUCUGUCUGUCGUCACGGAUACGGCGCCCAAGAAGGCUCGCAAGGAGCGCAUGGAGGCAGAAAUGAAGCAGCUAGAGAGAGAUAUAGAAGCCAUCGAGAAGCACAAAACUAUCUACAUCGCAAACCACUAAACAAUCAUCUGUAGUCCUGGGGGGAAAGGGUUUACAAGCAUGUCAGCAGAACAUACUGCACCAGCGCAAAACCCGUAAUGUACAUGUAUUGCGCAUAGCACUUUGGCAGAACGUCUCAUAUAAGGCCAUAUGCCCGUAUGUAAGAUUAACAUCCAGUCUGUAGUUUCCAAAUGUUAUGUCAGAAAAGACAUUGUCUGCAACAGGCAAAAUUC
Molecule: messenger RNA, 1208 nt
Organism: Branchiostoma belcheri (Belcher's lancelet)
Lineage: Eukaryota; Metazoa; Chordata; Leptocardii; Amphioxiformes; Branchiostomatidae
Product: enkurin-like
Exons: 6
Coding region: 166-996 (276 amino acids)
Cellular component (GO): acrosomal vesicle
Molecular function (GO): calmodulin binding
Source: RefSeq, a predicted model, not a curated record